Girardinichthys multiradiatus is the source of this 1790-nucleotide messenger RNA. Its product is annotated as acidic mammalian chitinase-like. Gene Ontology annotation, cellular component: extracellular region. Gene Ontology annotation, molecular function: chitinase activity; chitin binding. NCBI's taxonomy places the organism in Eukaryota, Metazoa, Chordata, Actinopteri, Cyprinodontiformes, Goodeidae. The transcript has 11 exons. The record is from RefSeq and is a predicted model, not a curated record. The coding region runs from base 105 to 1523 and encodes 472 amino acids. Gene Ontology annotation, biological process: chitin catabolic process; carbohydrate metabolic process.
GCUCAAACUGUUCAUGUGGUUACCUUUGAGUGUGAUGAAUUUAAAAACUCUGUUUUCAUUUUUGAUUAUAGUCAUCUAAAGAAGUUGUUAAAUAUCAAGACAACAUGGCAAGGCUCAUUUUGGUAACAGCCUUGUGUCUGGUGUUCUUCCAGCUGGCACAUACCAACAGAAUGGAGUGCUAUUUCACCAACUGGUCUCAGUACAGGCCUGGGGAUGGCAAAUUUCUGCCACAAAAUGUAGACCCCUUUCUGUGUAACAGUCUUAUCUAUGCCUUUUCCAUCCUCAAUCAUGCCAAUGAGUUGGUUACCUAUGAAUGGAAUGAUGAUGUCCUCUACAAGGCCUUCAACAACCUUAAGAUAAAGAAUCCUCAUUUAAAGACUCUGCUGGCUGUUGGUGGCUGGAAUUUUGGCUCAACUCAGUUCUCUAUUAUGGUGUCAACUCCAGAAAACCGUCAGAAGUUCAUCCAGUCUUCAAUCAAAUUCUUGAGGACUCAUGGGUUUGAUGGACUGGAUCUGGACUGGGAGUACCCAGGUGCUCGUGGAAGUCCCCCUGAAGAUAAGCAAAGGUUUACUCUUCUCUGCAGGGAACUUGUUGCAGCUUUUGCAGCAGAGGCUGCAUCCACUGGCAAACCUCAGCUCAUGUUGACUGCCGCAGUGGCUGCUGGAAAAGGUACCAUUGACAGUGGAUAUGAGAUUGCCGAGAUUGCCAAGGAGCUGGAUUUCAUCAAUGUUAUGACCUAUGACUUCCAUGGAACUUGGGAGAAGUUCACUGGCCAUAACAGCCCUCUGUACCAAGGAUCUAUGGACUCCGGUGACCUAGUCUAUUUCAAUACUGACUAUGCCAUGAGUUACUGGAGAGACAAUGGCACCCCAUUAGAGAAGCUGAGAAUGGGAUUUGCAGCCUAUGGCCGGACGUUCCGUCUAACAUCAUCAAAUACAGGUGUUGGAGCCCCAAGUAGCGGACCUGCAUCAGCUGGACCAUACACGCGUGAAGCUGGAUUCUGGUCAUACUAUGAAAUUUGCACUUUCCUGAAGGACACCACCAUCCAGUGGAUUGAUGAUCAAAAAGUUCCUUAUGCAACUAAAAAUAAUGAGUGGGUAGGAUUUGAUAAUAAGGAAAGCUACCAAAUCAAGGUGAGGUACCUGCAGGAGCAGAAGUUUGGCGGUGCUUUUGUGUGGGCCCUUGAUUUAGAUGACUUUGCUGGAAAGUUUUGUGGAGAAGGCGCCCACCCUCUAUUGUCCCAUCUUCGCAGUCUCCUUAAUAUUGAGCUUCCACCACUUCCCUCAACAACUACCCCCAAACCUGGUGUUAGCACUACAUCUCCAACCACCACCACCACCACCACCACCACCACUACACAUGCUCCAGGACCUGGCUUCUGCAAUGGCAAACCUGAUGGCCUGUAUGCCAACACAGAUGAUAGGUCCAGUUUCUACAUGUGUGCUGCAGGCAUCACCCAUGUUAGUUACUGUGGAACUGGAUCUGUCUUUGAUGACAACUGCAAGUGCUGCGCUUGGCCUUGAGCUUUCAGUGGUAGCAAUGUAAAAUACAACUGACACCAACAAUUAAAAAGACAAAAUUUCCUCUUUCAUCUAUUGCUUAAAUAAUCAUGUACCUCUAUAUACUAUUACUUAGUACAGAAAAAUGUAUAGUUUUGGUGAAGUAUGUGACAAGAAAUAUAAUUUGCCAACAAACACAUACCAACAAAAAGAAACUACCUUAGUACCCUUAACUACACUGCUGAGAGCUGUCAAUGUACAUGUUAUUGGAAAUAAAGGAAUAAAAAAACA